Molecule: messenger RNA, 471 nt
Organism: Exophiala spinifera
Lineage: Eukaryota; Fungi; Ascomycota; Eurotiomycetes; Chaetothyriales; Herpotrichiellaceae
Exons: 2
Coding region: 1-471 (156 amino acids)
Source: RefSeq, a predicted model, not a curated record
AUGGCCCAAUCAGGACGGAACAGCGGCGGCGACCUCUUCGACCUGGCCAAAGACGGCACCAACGUUCCCAGCGACGCAGCCGAACCCAGACUCAUCCCCUCCAAAGCCCGUCCGGACCAGGUGGUGUCGCCGAGCGAUCCAAAUAACCUGGGUGCACGAUCGCUGCACGAAGCGGCGGACAACCAAGGAGACAUCCCCAGAACAACCAGAGAUACAGCAGUCAACGACAUCCUCACUGGAACCGGAGACUCGCUGCCCAGCCAGGUCGAUUCGAAGAGACUGCACGCCGUGCCUGGCGGUGUCACCGAGGACCCGUUCGCAAAGGGCUCCACGAGGAUGACCGCGCACAAGAAGAACCCCAGCGAUUUCGACAAGGGCGCGUCCGAGGGCCCGCGGACGGACAAGGCGCCCGGGCAAGAAGAGUUGAGCGACGACCAGGUCAUGGACCAGGUGGAGAGAAAGGAGGUCUGA